This is a messenger RNA of Exaiptasia diaphana, 1191 nucleotides long. Its product is annotated as vitelline membrane outer layer protein 1. The record is from RefSeq and is a predicted model, not a curated record. NCBI's taxonomy places the organism in Eukaryota, Metazoa, Cnidaria, Anthozoa, Actiniaria, Aiptasiidae.
AAAUAUUUUCUGACAACUUAUAGUUUGGUCGCCUGUGUACUUUGUAAAAGAUGAUUGCACCUCUUUGCCUGUUUAUGCUGUUUGCAGCUAGUGAUGCCUAUCAUAUUACACACCACAGAGAUGACCAGGUUGCAAUCCUUGAGCCAUCAACAAAAACUAGCUGGGGUGAUUGGCGUCAGGCUGAGUACUGCAACGCCAGUUCAUACGCCUAUGCCUUCGAAAUGAAUGUAGGGAACCCCAAACAACCUGACGACGACACGGGAGUAAAUGGAAUUGUGUUGCUUUGCAGGCCGAGAUUUCCUAACCAAAAUUAUCAGAUCGCAUCUAUGUACAAAAAUUGGGGCAAGUGGCAAAAGAAAUUGUCAUGCCCUGGACAGUCAAACUUUCUUACUGGAGUCUCGAUCAAAUCACAGUCUAAGCAAUGGCAUAGAGAUGACACAGCAGCCUAAAUCUGCUAUUUGUGGUAUCAAAACCAAAGUGGAGGAUUUUAUAAAAAAGAAGUGGUAUAAUAAAAAUGCUGAUAACACUGCCCUUAAUAAAGCCACCUUCUUCUGCUGCAGCAUUUAGGUCAUGGAAAAGGCUUUAACRUAGGAUUGCAGAGCUGCAGUUCAUUUUAGUUUUUGUAAUAGAAAUAGCAUAACACUGUAUUACUGCAGAAUCCUAGCUUAGGAAACUCAGCUAAUAUCAUGAUCAAUUUCCCAUUUUAGUCAUGUAGAGAAAUGAAUAUGCAUUUACUUUUUGGGAAGAAAUGGGAUGCAUCAGGUUGUUAGGGUAACAGGGUGAGAAUAAAAUAAAACUUCCCUCUCCCWGUCCUACAAAGUCUUAAAUAAAGUAUAGAUGUAUUGAGAUAUAAUGGGCGAGUUAUAUGCUAUACUGCAUGUAAAUGUAAACUGAAAACUCAUUAAAACUACAAAGUUAAUACAUAAGUCAUUUGUCACACAAUUGUCACUUUUUUAUGGUUUUUAACAUUUUGUUACUGUUCAAAGAGGGAAUUGACCAAAAUGUUAUAAUUCUACCAUGCAAUAAUACCCUAAGUAAUAAUUGCCCUAAGUAAUGUAAGUUGGCUAAUACUGUAAGUUGGCUAGCACAGUCUACAGGUUUCAUGUACCUUAAGUUAGUAAACCUCCUGUGAAGCUYCUGUGAAGCUGUGAGCUGUGAAAACAAUAAAGGCUAGAUAAGUUUAGUACUAUA